This is a messenger RNA of Prunus armeniaca (apricot), 429 nucleotides long. The record is from the annotation of a GenBank genome assembly. Lineage: Eukaryota; Viridiplantae; Streptophyta; Magnoliopsida; Rosales; Rosaceae.
AUGCAUUUUCCAGGGGAGGAUCCUGUGGACUUUGUACGAAGGUUCCGAGACUUGGCUCUCGACUGCUAUGACGAAAAAGAUGAGGAGGCACUUGUCAAGAUUUGCAUCAGCAACAUCGUGGCAGAUUACAGAGUUUACUUGGAGAAUAUUGGCAUCAGUCAAUUUUCUUGGCUGCUGGAAGCAGUAAGGAAGACAAGCAUGUCUGUCAAACCAACUGGGCAAAGAAGUUGGAGGAGCGAGAAGAAGGAAGCACAUCAAACGUUGGCCGUAAACGAUAAGUCAUCCAAUGACUACAACUCACACAAACGAAAGGAUAGGGAGACAUACCCUCUAUUACCGUGCAAGGACGAAGAAUUUCAUGCCAUUCUUGACACGAUGAUUGCUGACGGCGCAAUCAAGCCCCUUAGGCCCUACAAGCUAAGCCAUUAA